AUGACGGGCGUUCUCCGGGACUACUUGGUGGUGCUUUUUUGGGAAUCACUGCUGGGGCCCACGGGGGCCAAGCUUGGCUCGGAUGAGAAGGAGCUGAUCCUGCUGGUUAUGGAAAGUCGUGGAUCUGGGCCAACAAGAAGACACAGAAAGGGGUUUAACCAGUCAGUGAGCAAUGAACUAAAUAUUGGGGUAGGAACCUCUUUCUGUCUCUGUACUGAUGGGCAGCUUCAUGUCAGGCAAAUCCUGCAUCCGGAGGCUUCCAAGAAGAAUGUAUUAUUGCCUGAAUGCUUCUAUUCCUUUUUUGAUCUUCGAAAAGAAUUCAAGAAGUGUUGCCCUGGCUCACCUGAUAUUGAUAAACUGGAUGUUGCAGCAAUGACAGAGUGUUUAAAUUUUGAGAAGAAUAGUUCAGUGUCCCGGUAUGGAGCCUCUCAAGUUGAAGAAAUGGGGAAUAUAAUUUUAGCAAUGAUUUCAGAGCCUUACAAUCACAGGUUUUCAGACCCAGAGAGAGUCAAUUACAAAUUUGAAAGUGGCACUUGCAGCAAGAUGGAACUUGUUGACGACAACACGGUAGUCAGAGCCCGGGGUUUGCCAUGGCAGUCUUCGGAUCAAGAUAUUGCAAGAUUUUUCAAAGGACUCAAUAUUGCCAAGGGAGGCGCAGCACUCUGCCUGAAUGCCCAGGGUCGGAGGAAUGGAGAGGCUCUGGUUAGAUUUGUGAGCGAGGAGCACAGAGACCUCGCACUGCAGAGGCACAAACAUCACAUGGGGACUCGGUACAUAGAGGUUUACAAAGCAACAGGUGAAGAUUUUCUUAAAAUUGCUGGUGGUACAUCCAACGAGGUAGCCCAGUUUCUCUCCAAGGAAAAUCAAGUCAUUGUCCGCAUGCGGGGGCUCCCGUUCACAGCCACGGCUGACGAAGUGGUGGCCUUCUUUGGACAGCAUUGCCCCAUCACUGGGGGGAAGGAAGGCAUCCUCUUUGUUACCUACCCAGAUGGCAGGCCAACAGGGGAUGCUUUCGUCCUCUUUGCUUGCGAGGAGUAUGCACAGAACGCACUGAGGAAGCAUAAGGACUUGUUGGGUAAAAGAUACAUUGAACUCUUCAGGAGCACAGCAGCUGAAGUUCAGCAGGUGCUGAAUCGAUUCUCCUCGGCCCCUCCUCUCAUUCCACUUCCGACCCCGCCCAUUAUUCCAGUACUACCUCAGCAGUUUGUGCCCCCUACAAACGUUAGAGACUGUAUACGCCUUCGAGGUCUUCCCUAUGCAGCCACGAUCGAGGACAUCCUGGACUUUCUCGGGGAGUUUUCCACAGAUAUUCGAACUCAUGGAGUUCACAUGGUAUUGAAUCACCAGGGCCGCCCAUCAGGAGAUGCCUUUAUCCAGAUGAAGUCUGCGGACAGAGCAUAUUUGGCUGCACAGAAGUGUCAUAAAAAAACCAUGAAGGACAGAUAUGUUGAAGUCUUUCAGUGUUCAGCUGAGGAGAUGAACUUUGUGUUAAUGGGGGGCACUUUAAAUCGAAAUGGCUUAUCCCCGCCGCCAUGUAAGUUACCAUGCCUGUCUCCUCCUUCCUACACAUUUCCAGCUCCUGCAGCUGUGAUUCCUACGGAAGCGGCCAUUUAUCAGCCCUCUCUGCUUUUGAAUCCACGAGCACUGCAGCCCUCCACAGCAUACUACCCAGCGGGCACCCAGCUCUUCAUGAACUACACAGCCUACUAUCCCAGCCCCCCAGGUUCGCCCAAUAAUCUUGGCUACUUCCCUACAGCUGCUAAUCUUAGCGGUGUCCCACCACAGCCUGGCACGGUGGUCAGAAUGCAGGGCCUGGCCUACAAUACUGGAGUUAAGGAAAUUCUUAACUUCUUCCAAGGUUACCAGUGUUUGAAAGAUGUAUGGUGAUCCUGAAACCAUCAGACACCUCAUCAACUUCAAGCAACUUCAGGGGAAGUUUGUCUACACUCAGGCUGCAGUAUUUUCAGCAAACAUGAUUGGACAGUGGGCCUGUGCCCUAUCUUUUGGUGGAGUGGAAAAUUUGAGCCAGUGAAGCCAAAUCCUUCUAGAAGCAGAAUGCCUGGCUCCUUGCUGAUUGCAUUUAAAAUGUGAAAUGGAAAUUGGAUGUCUCCAUUACUUCCAGCCAACGCAGCAUCAUAGGUGUUUCUUAAGUUUCAUGCCUUGGGAGGAAAAAUACUCCACUUACAUGUCUACCAUCUCCACCAAAAACUCUGUUAUGCAAACUUCAUUUUUGUGUGUUCCCACUCUUCUCUCCAUCUCCCUACUUUCUACACAAUCAUGUCCUCUUACUAAGUAAUUCAAGAAAAAGGUCUUGGAAUACUUAAAUCACAAACUUAGAAAUAAAACUGAUAUUUUCUUAGUUUCCUGGCCAUGAUGAUAUCUCAUAGUUAAAAAAAAAAAAAAAACACAAUGAAAACAAUUUUAAAAUAACUUGGGAUA
Molecule: messenger RNA, 2439 nt
Organism: Myotis lucifugus (little brown bat)
Lineage: Eukaryota; Metazoa; Chordata; Mammalia; Chiroptera; Vespertilionidae
Gene: ESRP1
Product: epithelial splicing regulatory protein 1
Exons: 15
Coding region: 1-1887 (628 amino acids)
Biological process (GO): regulation of RNA splicing
Cellular component (GO): ribonucleoprotein complex; nucleoplasm
Molecular function (GO): mRNA binding
Source: RefSeq, a predicted model, not a curated record